UCGAUUCCAUAGAGUUAGAACGAGGUAGCCUGGAAAUAACUUGUGGGCGAGGCUAAAGCGUGAGAAACUGGAACCGAUAAGCAGAAUUAUUUGAAAAAAGUCACCUUCGAAAUGAGUUUAGCGGACUUGGUGGACGAGUCGUUUAUACGAGAGCUUGUUGAACGAGAGUUUUCCUACAAAUCCAUUAGUGAAAGACUCCGAAUUCUCUUUCCUGGUAAGAGUUAUAUCUCUUUGCAUUACCUUUCUAUCUAAAUUUCUGGCUUGUAAUGUUGAUGUUUUCUCCGGCAGAGUCACGCGGGCUUAGCGCGCGAAGCGUAAGACGAUUUUGUAAAGACAGAAAUAUAAAUGUAACGUCAUUGCAAUGGAUAUCAGACGAACACCUAGAAGAAAUGGUUUCGACGAACAUCUUGCAGGUGAAGUUGAAUUUUGUGAAUUGUAUCAGUAAACCAGUAAUAUAACAAUUAAAGUGAUCACCAACUGUUAAUCCCAUCCAUGUAAGCCGGUGUAAAAUGUCACGUUCAAUUGCAUGCCUGGUUUUUGCCGGGAAAUAGUUAAUGAGACUCGUAUCGUAACCAGCUUUUUUUAGGGGUAGGAAUUCACAUGUCUGGUACCCUGCAAAAAGAGGCUGUAAUGUGUCCACCCCUUCCCGGGCUAUCCCCCUGGGCAUUAGCAUCUUUCUUGAAUGGCAAAUUUCCGGGGUUAGGGACACUUAACCUGCGAAAUACCCUGUGAUGGGGAUGAAGGAAGAGUGCAGAUGCCCCAUCAUUUCAAUAUACAAACCUAUAAAACAUCUCAAUGAAGCAUACAUUUUGAAUGAGAAAUACAAUGAUUCAUGUCGAUUUUUCUUGAUCUCGCUAUAUAUGGCUAUGUUUCACACAUAAAGCAACAAAACUUUUGCAAUUUAUAUAUUUUGAUAUAUAAUGAUCAUUAGGGAUAACUGAAUAUGAUAUAAAUCAGUAAAUGCCACAAUUUGUUUUUCUUUCCAGUAUGGACAUACGUAUAGAAGGCGUAUGAUGUAG
This is a messenger RNA of Porites evermanni, 1019 nucleotides long. The record is from the annotation of a GenBank genome assembly. Lineage: Eukaryota; Metazoa; Cnidaria; Anthozoa; Scleractinia; Poritidae.